AUGAAUGCUUCGAGCGUUCUCGGAGUGAGUGGCUUCUUUGAUGGAGGCCGUUCCUCUGAAGGUUGCGGCGGCGGCUCGGUUCUCGAUCUGUACAUUCUUCCAACGCUCCUUUUUCAUUUUAGUCAUCAGGAUGGCUCCGCUUCUCCGAACGGUUUCUGGUGGUGCAGUGUUGCCUCGGAAGCCUUUCGUCUUCCGCCCUCGUGUGCAGUGGCCCAGGCUGAACUUCUUGCUGCAAAGCACCUCCUGAAAGGUGUGGCGGCGGUCCUUCAGGCGCUUGGCCUGUUUCGCCCCAUCUGCGUUAGGCUGUGA
Messenger RNA from Prorocentrum cordatum, 309 nucleotides. The record is from the annotation of a GenBank genome assembly. Lineage: Eukaryota; Dinophyceae; Prorocentrales; Prorocentraceae.